Messenger RNA from Ruditapes philippinarum (Manila clam), 2271 nucleotides. RefSeq lists its product as uncharacterized. The transcript has 11 exons. NCBI's taxonomy places the organism in Eukaryota, Metazoa, Mollusca, Bivalvia, Venerida, Veneridae. The record is from RefSeq and is a predicted model, not a curated record. Bases 305 to 2218 code for a protein of 637 amino acids.
AUACGAAUGAGUUCAAGGGGAGGGAAAACUGUCUUACAAUAUGUAAUAUCAACGUUAAAAUAAACGAUUACAAAUGGUGUAGUUUAAUUGAUAAGGUUUAGACCAAAGAGAAGCAAAGGUUUUCUACGUAGAAGUUCAUUUGGUUUAUGUUAUGAAAUAAAUUAAUAUAGUACAUUAAUAAGGACCAGCACAUGAUAGAAUCAGUUGACGUAAUUGCGUUUAUUGGUACCGGUAUAAAAUAUUGCCCUUUACAGUUGAAUUGUUUAAAUUAUUCCAUGAAGAACUAAAAGAGGGACGGAAAACGAUGAAGGGGAUUCUUUGUUUCUUUUUGAUAUUGAUGGCGAAAUGUGCUAAUUCAACAAGCCAGCAAUGCAGCGCAUCUUCUGUUGGAAGACAAUUUGUUUUUGGUGCCAUCGGUUUUGUCCGCAGUACCUCUGGACCAUAUUUACGCUUACACAUCACUCCUACUGAACAAGUACAAGCGCACGUCCAGAUAACUGCACCGUUUUCAAAUUUGAAUAAAACCUUAAACGUUUCAAAUUUUACCAUUACUUCUAUCAAUGCAUCUCAAAUUCAGUUUGAAAAAGGAAAACAAUUUAAAGGAAUUGAAGUUAUUUCUGAUGUGAAUGUAUCAGUACAUGUCGUUAUUCCUAGCGGUGACGAAACAGAAGGGCUUCUUGCUUUACCAUUGACCGCUCUUGGCACACACUAUGUUACUUUAUCAUACAAACCAUACAAAGUAUAUAGCAGUGAAAUUUUAGUUGUUGGGAUUGAAAACAAAACUAGUGUUUCUCUAUAUACAAUGCUUGAUGGUCAUCGAGGUUCUAAUACAACAUUCCAAUUACAAAAGUUCGAAAGUUACCAGUUCAAAGCGAAUAAUGAUACCAGUGGAAGUGUCGUUAUUUCUUCCAAACCAGUUGCUGUGAUCUCAGGGACAGCAUCUGCAAAAAUCCCACCCGGAAUAGGAGAUUAUCAAUACCUAACUGAACAGAUGAUCCCAACAAAAUAUUGGACUACAAAGUUUAUAGUUCCACCUAUAUAUCCACGUCUAUAUUUCGUCCUACGAUUUUUUGCUGAUCAUGACAAUACGGAAAUACAGUAUUACAACAGCACGAAUCAUUAUGCUGUAAAUUUGACUAAAGGAUCAAUGGAGGAGACAUUGUUUACAACUGACCCUGUUGUUGUCAUUGCAAACAAACCUAUUAGUGUCAUGCAAUAUGGGUAUGAUGGAGAUAAUAUGUAUGGUGACCCUUACAUGUCAUCUGCUCAAGGCAUCCUACAAUAUGUGCACUCUUAUAAAUUUGUUUCUCAAAAUUAUUAUGAUUCAAGCAAUACUAUAGCUGUAACAAUAAACAAAAAUAAUGUGAGCGGACUUAUUCUAAAUGGUCAUUCUAUGUCGUAUUUUAACGCAAAGAGAGUAAAUGUUUCUUCACCAAUGGAUGAAUAUGUAACUUUAUUCGUCAACAUUACAUAUAACACGUACUAUCAUUUACACCACAGUGGAGGAUUGAAAUUUGGGGCCGUUAUAUACGGACGUCCCGGACCUGCUUUAGCAUAUGGAUAUCCUCUUCAACUUUUACUGAAUUCAAAUGAAUGUACUGUUCAGAAUCCCUUGACGACUAGUUCUUUCUCAACUGCUCAACCUUAUUACUCAACACAAACUAUUCAAAACGGAAAUGGAAAAUGGUGUUUUCAAUGUGACGGCAUGGCACAUCUGAAGUAUUGCGACGAAGUUUCAAAAUGCCUGGAUGAAGCUGAGGUUUGUUAUGUCCAAAGCUACACACGAAGCCUUCAUGUCCGUCUGUACAGGUCUGGUUGUGUACACCCCAAGCAAUGUAACGUGAGUGAUGGAAAUGGUGGAUGUACCAAAUGUUGUAACGGAAAUUUCUGUAACACCAUUGGAUGUGGCGAUGAUGGUUUCCCGGCACCUGGACACAGAGGUCCGAUUUGUUUUGACUGUACUCAUUUAGGAGACAGUGAGACGUGUAACACAGUACAGUUGUGCCGAUCUAACCAGGUUUGCAUGAUAGAGAAGUACGAGUGGGGCGACAGUGACUCUCACUACAUGAGAGCUUGUGCAGACUCUCAGACAUGUUCAAAGAAGAGGUCAACCAAUGAAUUGUCAGCUCGUCACGCCCCCGUCUGCUCGCACUGUUGUCAUUCUGAUUUCUGUAAUGACAACUGUACAUCAAUCCACGUGUCUGAAAUAAUUGGCUAACAGAUGUGAAUUUUGCUGUAAAACAUGUUACAAAUAAAAAAAAAGUAACCAUG